UUUUUUUUUAUUUUUUCCCCUUCUUGCCUCUGUCCUGCAUUCUGGCUGUGUGAGUGCUCCCAGGGUGCGGUUUCACCCGCUCCUCCCUCCCUCCAUGGGAGCCUGGGGGUUAGACAUGGAUGCUGGCUAGAUCGGACUCAGUGGUUCUCCAAGAGGAGUCCCCGCGGCAGUGCCUUUCCUCACUGCGGGCCGUGUGCCUCCUCACAGUGGAGCAUAGUUUUCACAGAACAAAACUGGUUGCUAAUGGUGUUUGCUUAUCCCGAGCUACUGCUGCUUCCCGACCUGCUGAAGUUCGAUUUCUCAUCUUGCCCAGCACCUGGAAGGGAUUGGAACCUCCUUUGGUGAUUGAGUGGGAAAGCGUUUGAAGGGGAAUGACAGGCAGGUUUGGGAGAGAAGAGUUGGGGCAGGGAAUGGGGACAGAGCCACCCAAGGGUGUGCCGUGCCAGGGUGAGGCUCGAAGGCCAGGGUAGGAUAGCCCUGUUACCACUACACCAGUCCUAGCCAGGACUGCAGGAUCCCCUCGCCUGACUGAUGUGUCCCAACCCCAGCCCCUGUGUCCCCACCACCGGCCCCUCCCUCCCUGACCCUUGUUUCUCAGCUCUCUCCCCAGGGGGUCCAGACCAGCUGCUCAGGGCAGGAAUGAACCUUAGAAUCUCUCCCUAACCUUCUCUUCUCCCGUACCCCAUCCAGCCUACCACAGGCCCUGUCUGUUCCACCUGCCAGAACCCAACUCACCCUACAAGUGCCCACACUCUCUGCCCUCUCCCUGGCUAAUCACACAGCCCACUCGCUGUCCCUGGUCCCCAAACUGAACCUGCUGACGUUAUUCCCCCUGCGGCUGCCAGUCACCUCUUAAGUGUGUUCCUAGUUCCCAGGCACUGGAAACAUCCCCAAGUACAAAACCAGCCCUUGUCUGGCUCAGGCCAUAUGUAGUUCGAUCGUGGCAUGAUUGCACUAAACUGCUGUGACGGCCCAAAAGUCCUCCUCGGAGCUCUCCUGAGGGAUCGGCUUCCCGCCCCCCUCUGGCCCCCUUCCCCUCCUGCUGCCCACAGGCCUGACAGCCAUCUUCCAGGUUAUAUGUUUCUGUACCUGCGUGUUUGUGUCUCCCCUGCUGGAAUUUGCUUGCUCCCUGCCCCAUUCAAGCACCUCCAACUGUUCUGGGCACCCAGUGGGCUCAGGAUUUGAAGACUGGGUAAGUAAGGUCAGUCACAUUCCCAGGACUGGGAAAUCAGGUGACACCAGUGCCUCAGCUCAGUAAUCUCUGAGCAGCUCACCCGAAGGGAGUUUCAAGGAGCCAGGCAUCAGGGCAUCAGAGUGGAGCAGUGGGACUUGGGUUCUAGACCCUUCCUUCCCCUCUCCUCCCCCUGAAAGUUUUGAUUGGGGGUGGCAAGCCUAGGGCUUCUCCUGGCUUUUAUACUCCUCACUCAAGAUGGUCAUAUUUCUUGACGUUUGGACUUGCCGAAAGAUAGACCCGGUUGGAAGCAGAGCCUGACUCUGCUUGAUAAAAAGCUGAUUUUCCACCCCUGACGUUAUUCACUCCAUUGUUCGUACUUUAAAGUCUUGGAGCGCUUUACUGCCUGUUCUCCGUCCACCCCUGGCUCAAAAUCCGCUGCCCAAUUCCCCUUGCCUUCAUUUGGAAGGAUGUGUGUAUGAUGGGGAAGGGAGGGGCGGCAGCCCCCCAACCCUCGCCCUGCCUCCUUCAGGCAUCUGUUUUCGUGGCCCCUUGAUGCCACGUGCUCAAGGCUUCAGGGGAAAGUUACAAGGUAGCAACAUUACCUUUUUACAAUUUGAGCUUCAAGUCCAUUCCCUCUGUACCCUGCUAAGGGCAAAGCCUACCUAGAAACAGGCACUUCAUGGGGGCCGGGAGGGGGACAGGGAUGAAAGACAUGGCUUUGCAUGAUGCUUUCUCCUAACAGAUCUGUUUCCAUCAGAGCCCUGCUGCCUGGCUUCCCAAACUUUCCCUCCUCCUCCCCCAUUCUGCAGAGCCUUUGUAGACAUUGUUUUCCAUGGACGUUAACAGCACAGGUGUGCUGUGUGUCUGCGUAAGGGCGUCUUGCUUCGGCAUCGUCCGAUGGUCUGGGCACGGAAGUGAGGAAAGCUGGAAUGCCCCCGCGCUGGGACUGAAGUGGAGGGAGCACACCGGGCUCCCCGUGUGUGGGGACUGCAGGGAGCCCCGAGAGCUGCCUGCGGCAGGAAGGCACAUGCUGGCGCGCUCCCUGGAAACGGUGCAGACAAAAGGAAGUCCAGCAGGAGCCCCGAGCUGGUGAUGUUGCUGGAGUGGUGGUCGGGCACGGAGUGCGUCAUCCACACAGACCCCCAGGCCUACCCCAAGUAUGGAAAGGAAAAUGCCAUCGUGGUUCUGAACCACAAGUUUGAGAUUGACUUUCUCUGUGGUUGGAGCCUGGCCGAACGCUUUGGGGUGUUAGGGGGCUCCAAAGUCCUGGCCAAGAAGGAGCUGGCCUACGUCCCGAUCAUUGGCUGGAUGUGGUACUUCACGGAGAUGGUCUUCUGCACGCGCAAGUGGGAGCAGGACCGCAAGACCGUCUCACAGAGCUUGCUGCACCUCCGGGAUUACCCCGAGAAGUACUUUUUCCUGAUUCACUGUGAGGGCACUCGGUUCACGGAGAAGAAGCACCAGAUCAGCAUGCAGGUGGCCCAAGCCAAGGGGCUGCCCAGCCUCAAGUACCACCUGCUGCCUCGCACCAAAGGCUUCGCCAUCACCGUGAGGAGUUUGAGAAAUGUAGUUUCAGCUGUAUAUGACUGUACACUCAAUUUCAGAAAUAAUGAAAAUCCAACACUGUUGGGGGUCCUAAAUGGAAAGAAAUAUCACGCCGAUUUAUAUGUCAGGCGGAUCCCUCUAGAAGAAGUCCCAGAAGACGAGGACGAGUGUUCAGCCUGGCUCCACAAGCUCUACCAGGAGAAGGAUGCCUUCCAGGAGGAGUACCACAGGACGGGCACCUUCCCGGAGACAGCCAUGGUGCCCCCCCGGCGGCCCUGGACGCUCCUCAACUGGUUGUUCUGGGCCUCCCUCCUGCUCUACCCCUUCUUCCGGUUCCUCGUCAACAUGGUCAGCAGCGGGUCCUCCCUCACCCUGGCCAGCUUCGUCCUCGUCUUCUUUGUGGCUUCUAUGGGAGUUCGAUGGAUGAUUGGUGUGACCGAAAUCGACAAGGGCUCUGCCUACGGCAACAUCGACAGCAAGCAGAAACGGAGCGACUGACCCCAGACACAUUAGCGCCCAGAGGGGCCCUUGGGGACUGGUGGACGCUGCCAGCCAUCCUUAGUGGGACCCGGGGACGAAGCGGGGUGAGCCCCUGCUGGGAAGGCAGGGCGUUUUGUCUCGAUGCCAGAUGGGGAGGAAGAUGUUCUUAAAUCUUUUGUCCCCCCAUAAUGCUUUAGUGGGUUUUGAUUUUCUUUUCGUGUGAGCGUGUGUGUGUGUGUUUGUGUGAGUGUAUGCGAGUGAGUGUAAGGGAGAGGACACAUAUAAGUGAGAAUGGUGUGCGGCUGAGUGUGAGCCUUAUUCUAUCAUCAUUCGGAGGGGAUCUGAGGCACAGGGGGAGGGCAGGGACGGGGAACGGAGGGUUCCCCUUCAUUCUUCGGUGCUGAGUUUUCUGUACUGGAUUGCAAAAGAGUGGAAGGCGCUUUAGGUAAGAUGACUAAAUUAUGCCUCCAAAAAACCAUUAAAGUGUUUGGCUCCCUGUGCUAUGUGUUUCCACAGACUGCUCCGUGCCUACACUCCACCCUCUGCCGUGGUUCUGGGGUUCCAGACGGCAAUGACCCAACAGCACUGCCUGGGGGGUAGCAGGAUGGACUCAGCACGCAGGGGGCAGCUGGAGGGGGCCCUCCUGGCCGCUGACACAGGUGCAGGCACGGGGCAGGGAGGUGGU
Molecule: messenger RNA, 3884 nt
Organism: Enhydra lutris kenyoni (northern sea otter)
Lineage: Eukaryota; Metazoa; Chordata; Mammalia; Carnivora; Mustelidae
Product: 1-acylglycerol-3-phosphate O-acyltransferase 4
Exons: 8
Coding region: 2267-3217 (316 amino acids)
Cellular component (GO): endomembrane system; mitochondrial outer membrane
Molecular function (GO): 1-acylglycerol-3-phosphate O-acyltransferase activity
Source: RefSeq, a predicted model, not a curated record